CACCUCUCGUGAGAAUUUUCGUGUAACUCAUUGAGGAAGCAUUGUCUCGUCAACCAACCGCAAUCAUGUGUGGCAUUUUCGCUUGCCAUUGUCAUCCCGACGUCCAAAAGUUCAAGCCGACUGCGCUGAAACUGUCCAAGGCGAUUCGACACCGCGGACCCGAUUGGAGCGGCAGCGUCAUCUCUCACAACACAAUCCUCUGCCAUGAGCGUCUCAGUAUCGUUGGUGUUGAGUCUGGCGCCCAGCCCCUGACCAACGCCGAUGAGACCAUCAUCCUCGCCGCCAACGGCGAGAUCUACAACCACCGACAGGUCCGGAAGCACUUGAAGGAGCCGUAUCACUUCAAGACGACGUCCGACUGCGAGGUCAUCAUUCCCUUGUACCUGGAGCACGACCUCGACGCCCCCAACCACCUGGACGGCAUGUUCUCCUUUGUCCUGUACGACAAGAACCAGGACCGCACCAUUGCCGCGCGCGACCCGAUCGGCAUCACAACGCUCUACCAGGGAUGGUCAUGGAAGGAGCCCGGCGCGGUGUACUUUGCCUCGGAGCUCAAGUGCCUGCACCCCGUCUGCGACAAGAUCGUUGCCUUCCCCCCCGGCCACGUCUACGACUCAAAAACCGGCCAGACCACCCGUUACUUCAACCCUAGCUGGUGGGAUCCCACCAACGUCCCCUCUGCCCCGGUUGACCUGAUGGCCAUCCGAACUUCGCUCGAGGCGGCCGUAAGAAAGCGCUUGAUGGCUGAAGUACCCUACGGUGUGCUUCUCUCCGGUGGUCUCGACUCCAGUCUGGUUGCGUCUAUCGCGCAGCGGGAGAUGCUGAGGCUCAAGAAGAAGGCUGAGGAGUCCAACGGCACGGCCACCCCGGCGGAGGCCGACCCUGAUGCGGGCGAGGGUCUCGUCGGUGUCGACGACGACGACAACCUGUCCACCGUUACCUACCUCCCGCAGCUCAACUCCUUCUCCAUCGGUCUGCCUGGAUCCCCUGACAACAAGGCCGCUCUCAAGGUUGCCAAGUUCCUCGGCACGAAGCACCACGUCAUGACCUUCACCAUUGAGGAGGGUCUCAACGCCCUGUCUGAUGUCAUCUACCACUUGGAGACGUACGACGUCACGACCAUCCGAGCUUCAACACCCAUGUUCUUGCUGUCACGCAAGAUCAAGGCAAUGGGCAUCAAGAUGGUCCUCAGUGGCGAAGGCAGUGACGAGAUCUUUGGUGGCUACCUCUACUUCCACGCCGCCCCUAGCAAGGAGGCUUUCCACGCGGAGACGGUCCGCCGUAUCAAGAACCUGCACCUUGCGGACUGUCUGCGAGCCAACAAGUCCACCUCGGCUUGGGGUCUCGAGGCGCGAGUGCCUUUCCUGGACAAGAAGUUCAUCGAGACUGCCAUGAGCAUCGAUCCCCAGGAGAAGAUGAUUACCAAGGACAGGAUGGAGAAGUACAUCCUCCGAAAGGCUUUCGACACGAGCGACGAGCCCGACACUCCGGCCUACCUGCCCGACUCCAUCCUGUGGAGACAGAAGGAGCAGUUCUCCGACGGUGUCGGAUACGGAUGGAUCGAUGCCCUCAAGGACAACGCCGAGCUACACGUCACCGACGAGAUGCUCAAGAACCCCAAGGCCGAGUGGGGAACCGACAUUCCGGACACCAAGGAGGCGUACUGGUACCGCCUCAUGUUUGACGAGCACUUCCCUCCUCGCUGUGCUUCCACCGUCGAGCGAUGGACGCCUACUUGGUCCAAGCAGACGGACCCCAGCGGCAGAGCCAUCGCUACCCACAACGCCAAGUACGAAACUGCCGAGUAG
Molecule: messenger RNA, 1808 nt
Organism: Trichoderma reesei QM6a
Lineage: Eukaryota; Fungi; Ascomycota; Sordariomycetes; Hypocreales; Hypocreaceae
Gene: asn1
Product: asparagine synthase
Exons: 10
Coding region: 66-1808 (580 amino acids)
Cellular component (GO): cytosol
Molecular function (GO): asparagine synthase (glutamine-hydrolyzing) activity
Source: RefSeq, a predicted model, not a curated record